UGCUCGGCUCAGACUCAUGUUCAGCCUGCUCUGCCUCUCUCUGCUGCUGCUUCCUCCGUCACACACACGCACACACCACACACACUCUCUCUCUCUCUCUCUCUCACACACACACACACACACACAGCAUGCCUCCGUUCAACAAAACCCAGCUGCAGAGCAAACCGUUCAAACAGAGGAAGAGUUUCGCUACACGGAAACAAGAAGUGGCGGGCAUCCGGCUCAAGUUCCCCAACAAGAUCCCGGUUAUAAUCGAGCGGUACGAGAGGGAGAAGUUUCUGCCUCCGCUGGAUAAAACCAAGUUCCUGGUGCCGCAUGAACUCACCAUGACUCAGUUUGUCACCAUCAUCAGGAACAGGAUGGCUCUGCUGCCCACUCAAGCCUUCUACCUGCUCAUCAGUAACAGCGGGCUGGCCAGCAUGUCUCUCACCAUGGCUCAGGUGUACAAAGACCACCAGGACGAGGACGGCUUCCUCUAUAUGACCUACGCCUCGCAGGAGAUGUUCGGACACUGACGCACAAACGGCUCCCUGCUUUAGAUUUUAUUAGAUGAUGAAGGUUGCUGUAAAUAGAAAAAAAUACUUUGUAUAUAUUGUAAUAUUUGUUGUACACGUUGAUUGUGAGACAGAUUUUAGUUGAAGUAUGUGGAUCCAAUAAAUCUUAACUAUGAGAAAUAAA
Messenger RNA from Epinephelus lanceolatus (giant grouper), 678 nucleotides. It is a transcript of the gene map1lc3c, whose product is annotated as microtubule-associated protein 1 light chain 3 gamma. NCBI's taxonomy places the organism in Eukaryota, Metazoa, Chordata, Actinopteri, Perciformes, Serranidae. The record is from RefSeq and is a predicted model, not a curated record. Gene Ontology annotation, biological process: autophagy.